Molecule: messenger RNA, 6134 nt
Organism: Anolis carolinensis (green anole)
Lineage: Eukaryota; Metazoa; Chordata; Lepidosauria; Squamata; Anolidae
Gene: pnpla2
Product: patatin like phospholipase domain containing 2
Exons: 9
Coding region: 233-1684 (483 amino acids)
Biological process (GO): positive regulation of triglyceride catabolic process; lipid homeostasis; triglyceride catabolic process
Cellular component (GO): lipid droplet; cytoplasm; membrane
Molecular function (GO): triacylglycerol lipase activity
Source: RefSeq, a predicted model, not a curated record
CCCUGCGCGAGAGGCAGGGCGGGUUGUGACGGCCGGCCGGAGCACCGCCCAUUCCUCCCGCCUCAUAUAAGGCUUCCCUCCGCAACAGCGCCAGUCAGGUGCAUCGCAGCGAAGAAGCGGAGAAGCAGAAGCACCAGUAGAGCCUUCCUCUGCUUCUUUGGCUCUUGUGUCCCUGAGGCGCCUUGUUGCGACGUCCCUCCUUGCGAAGGAGGAAGGCGCGGCGUCGGCGGCGAUGUACCCGCCGGGCUCGUCGUGGAACAUCUCCUUCGCGGGCUGCGGCUUCCUGGGGGUCUACCACAUCGGGGUGGCCAGCUGCCUCCAGGAGCACGCGCCCUUCCUGGUGGCCAACGCCCGCACCGUCUACGGCGCCUCCGCCGGCGCCCUCACCGCCACCGCCCUCGUCACCGGAGCCUGCCUCGGUGAGGCUGGUGCAAAUAUCAUUCAUGUAUCCAAGGAAGCUCGGAAGAGAUUUCUUGGCCCAUUGCACCCAUCCUUCAACUUGGUGAAAAUCAUCCGUUCUUGCCUAUACAAGACUCUACCAGACAAUGGGCAUGAGUUGGCCAGUGGACGCUUGGGCAUCUCACUAACACGGGUCUCAGAUGGAGAGAAUGUCAUAUUAUCAGAGUUCACUUCCAAAGAAGAGCUUAUCCAGGCAUGUGUCUGCAGCACUUUCAUCCCGGUAUACUGUGGUCUGAUCCCUCCAAGUCUACAAGGAGUGAGGUAUGUUGAUGGAGGGAUUUCAGACAACCUGCCACAGUAUGAACUGAAGAACACCAUCACAGUAUCUCCCUUCUCAGGCGAGAGUGAUAUCUGUCCAAGGGACAGUUCUACCAAUAUCCAUGAGCUCAGGGUGACUAAUACCAGCAUUCAGUUCAAUCUGCGAAACCUCUACCGCCUCUCCAAGGCCCUGUUUCCACCAGAGCCUCAGGUUCUGCAGGACAUGUGUAAGCAGGGCUACAAGGAUGCUUUGCACUUCCUGAGGAAAAAUGGUCUUCUACAGCAUCAAAGGCCUGCUCGCCCUUUGCUGGCCAUUGGAAAUGGUGCUGGUGACAGAAACCCUGAAGAGGAAGCUGAAGAAGAGGAGGAACAGCUGGGAGAGAACCCAGCGCUGGUGGAGGCUGAAGAGCACAUCCUGGAACACUUGCCUCCUAAACUAAACCAAGCACUUUUGGAAGCCUGUGCAGAGAGGAGAGGACUCUUCACUGGCAUUACCAACCUGCUACCUAUACGCCUGGCAUCUACCUUGAUGCUCCCAUAUACACUUCCUCUAGAGUCUGCUGUCUCAUUCACAGUCAGAUUGCUUGAAUGGCUGCCAGAUGUUCCAGAGGAUAUUAGGUGGAUGAAAGAACAGACCAGGAAAGUCUGUCACUAUCUUAUGAGAAAAGCAAAGAACAAACUGGGAAGUCAUCUCUCAGCCAGGCUGUACUACCAUCUUGAACUCAGAAAGACCCAAAGCUUGCCUCUUCCCCUGAGCGUCAGCUAUGGGGAGGCACUGCCGAAGUGGCUGCAGAGCAACCUCUCUCUGACUGAUGUUAUGACCAAAUGGGAAGAGUACCAGCGCCAGCUGAUGCUGGGGCUGUUCUGUAUCAACGUGGACCUGCAGGCUUCGAUCUUCCCCUCAGAGGGUCUGCGGAUGAGACACCCAUCGUCAGACUGCACACAAGAGAGCCUCCAACUCUUCUGAGACUCACCACUGUUUGAGCAGAGGGGAAGGAAAAAGAGAGUGGGCAGUGACCACAUCUUAACAGCCUCCUAAUGGAACUCUUCAUAUCCACUAAGGGAUUCCCCCCCCCCCUCCUGUUCAAGAAAGAAAAUUGGUCUAAAAAUAUCCCAUCAUGCCACUGUUGAGUGGGAGACUGAUACAGUGUGUUGCGUACACUCUUGCAAACAAUGGUGGAUAAAAUACUUGGCAACUGCAGCACACAUGGUUGGUCUCAUAGCUGAACUGGGAAGAACAUAACCUGGAACAUGCCUUGGGAGGUGUCAUCCUGAACUUCUUAUUAGUAAUGUGAAGACUGGGACACAAUCAGUGCUCUGGCAUUUCUUUCUUUCUUUUAUUUUUUGAAACCCCUCUCUUUUAAAAAUUGUAAUUUUUUUCUGUUUUUUGAAAAAUGUUAGUGCCCUGAGAUCUUCUAUUUCUGCACUGUGGAACAGUAGAAAAGGUCAGGCAGUCUGGAAGGAGCAGGUCUUUUGUUGAAGGCAAUCUGUAGUUUUCUUGGUUCUCAACAGAAAUAUCUUGUAAUUCCUGCCUCCUGUUUUCAUGCAAAUCCACUGUGGAUAUUGGAAGUGCAGAACGGUUAGCCCAAUCUCUUAUCGAUUAGUGUUCCUUAUUUUUCUCAGGCUAGUCCCCUUCUAUGGGAUAUUUUAUUCAGGGGAGAAGAGAAUGCUUAGAAGCUCCUAAAUGUGGUUGCUAAAACUGUGUUUGAACUUUAUUUUUAGAUAACCUAUUUUUUUCUUUGUUUUAAAUGCCCCCUGCUAUCCCCUCCCCAUUUUUAUUUGUCUUAAUUCUUUUAUGAUCACAAAAAGAAUGCAAAGAAGGAUGAAAGGGGAACAUGGGAGCUAAGUAUAAUGCAUGUUUCAAAAUGGUUUGUGACAAGUAUGAUUAACUGGAGCUGACCAUAGAAGGAGAAGGAGCGGGGAGGGAGUUGGGUUGCACCUGCAAAUGGACAUGAAGCUAAUAAAGCCUAUAUACCAACAUCUAGAGUGGUGCAAAUGAAGGUAACAUUUCCUAUGAAAUUCAUACCCCACUUGUGCCAGUUGUAGGAGAUGCUGACAGUUCCAGCAAGAUGGUGGCUAUUAAGUCAGUUGUGGUAAUGUAGGAAUAAGGAUCUAAAGUCAGAGGUCCUGAUGGAGAUGGCAGGACUGUAUGAACAGUAGGAACAGAAAUGAAAAACCAAAUUGAUGGUACAUCCUUCUUUGCAUCCUUAAUGUGUUGAACCAGCAAACCCUUUCUUCCUUUAUGGUCAGAUAAUGAAACAUAGGAAUGCAUUUCUACAGGUUAACUUCAUUGAUUCAGAGCACCUCCAUCCCUCACUACUCCUGUCCAUAUUUUCAUGCUCCAACCUCUAUAUGCUGAAAUUGCCCAUCAAAGGGAUAAAACACUCCAGGUAAUGGAGCAGGUUCCACCACUUUCCUAAGCCCAUGAUCAAAUGUUUUGUAUCUACCACUUAUUUUCACCAGCACUGACCUCCUUUGUAUUGUUUUCACUGCCGUUGCCUUGUUCUUACUACUGUGUAGUAUGGCAACUCUGUCAUGUGAUUGGAAAAGGGCAGGGUUCCAUUUCAUAUAGCAAUACUGUUUUUAUCUGACACGUUUUUCUCUAUUGGGAUCCAAUGGGAUCUUCCUUGUUGUGAUUGUUUACUGUAAUAGCACACAUGUUUUAUGUUAAAGGAACAAAAGGGAGAGUGGCUACAUUUGUAUAGAGAAAAAGCUUAUUUUCCUUUUUACUCUAACCAGAUGGCCAUUUUUGUUCUUGUAAUAUUGCAAUCUGAUGAAUGUCAAAGACAGCAUAGCAGUUGGGUGCUGCGGAGAUGGCUUAGAAACUGUGAAUAAAUCAGUGUUAAUAGCAAUGGAGCUUCAGGUGCCAAUAGAGAACAGGUGGGUGGAUGUUGUUUGGAACACAUGCAUGUACAAGGGGUAACUAGUCGAUUUUUGUAGUGCCAAAGCAGAUGAGAGGUAGCUUAUUGCACAAAUGAGCUACACACUCUCUGUAAACAAAGGCCCACACCUGCCUGGUUUUUUUAAUGGUGCUGUGUAAGACAGAGAAAAAAAAUCAAUUAAAAGUGGCUUAAGCUUAAAAUAAUUCUAACUAGUCAUGACGUCAUCUAGUAGCUAAGCAACUAGGAUGUUAAUGAUCUUUCAGGAAAUACCUUAUAAUCUACUGAAUGUCUAGAAUUAUUGAGAUGAUAACAAGUUUUGAGUUUCUUUUUAUUUUUGAAACAGCAAGUACUAUAAAAAUUAAUCCAAUAUGGAAAGUAAUCUUUUAGUUCUUGAUUGACUGUUUGUAUAGUGCAUAUGACUGCUUUGGUUUAUGAACCAACUUUAUUCAUUUUUCCAACAUAAUUUGGAAAAGUAGAGUUCUUAAACAUGAAGGCUUUGCGAGAAGAGAAACUGGGAGCGGUGAAGGGUUUGAUACUCUGGGCCAUUGAGUAGCCACUCCUCUACACUUUAUGUAAACACUUUGGGUGACAAGGAGUUCACUGUUCUCUCUGCAAACAUUUGCUUUAUUCUGAAUGCAUCUACCAAACUACAGAACAGUCACAACGCUCUCCCCAGAAUCGAAAACUUUGUCUUUCCACUGAUGUUAGAUCCAUCAGAAUGCAACUAGGGAAAUACUUGUUAGGCUGUGUGCUGCCUUUUCUUAAUCUUUUAUGAUUGAUGAACAAUCAAAUAAUACUAGCAACAAAACAGCGGUCCUUAGCAUUUUAACUGAAAUGUGAUCUGAUUCAUGGAGUUCCAGACUCAAAUGUUUUCUUUGGAGGGGAAAAAUAUUGUGGAAUUCCUUAUUGAGAUGUCACAUAUAAAAUCUCAAAUAAGAUCUACUGCAUAAAAACUAAUGGUGUGUGUGUGUGUAUGUGUGUAGAUGAGGAACUACCUGAAGUAUUUAACCUUUUCCUUUGUGUUCCCCCACUUUUAAUCCAUAAAAUCAUAACAAGCAUCUUAAAGGUGAAAGGCUCUGAUUAGAUUCAUAAAAUUGAAAUAAGAAGAUGCAAAGGUGAAAUCCACUUAGAUAUAAAAUUUUGUCUCUACUUGCAUGAAGGAUAGUAAUAGCAAGAGAUUUUUCUCAUAUUUCAGUGAACUAUUGAUUAACCUGCUAUAGGUAGCUUUAUGGGAAGGGUAGUCAUAUUUCCAAUAUCUGGCAAAAUGGCUUUCUUUUAUCUUCUCAAUCAUGGGAAAGCACCUUUGUGUUUGUUUGUUGUCUGCUGCUUAUAGCAAUAAAGACUAGUUGUUGCCUCUGAGAAGACACUGAGCUUGUGUUUGAAUGAGCCAACUAUAACCAACUAAUAAGUUAUUCAGCACUCUAUUUUAUGUUUAAAAUGUUGUUGUACAACUAUUUAGGUAUUUUAGUAUGCUACUGCUUAAAGCACAGUGACUAUAUCGAUGGGCUCGUGUUUGCUGCUAAUAUAAUUUAGAGGCUUCUUCUGUAGCAGUUCAUCAAGCCAGCUGCAAAAAUAAUCAGGAUUAUAGUUUUAAGUAAUUUCAGUUCUAACAGUGAUCAAAAGCUGUCACUGGAAAUGAGCUAAAAGAAAUGGUGGCUGUGUAUAGCAACAAAGUGCCAGCUGGAAAGAAUAUUUAGUGUGCCAGAUAUGACAUUUUUUUAAUAUGGAGUGGCCUGUGUGUGAGCCUUGGGAGGCGGGCUUUUGUAAUUUGGCACAUCGUUUUACUAUAGUUUGCUCGCUCUAAAGAAUGGCAUCUAAUUAUACCAGAAACUGGAUGAUUUGCACACAUUGGCUAUUGCAAGAGCAUGCUCGCGUUUCCCCAGUGCCUUUUUAAAAAUGCCAAGCAUUCUAGCACUUUUCAUGGCACCCAUUCCUCUUCCGUUGUCUCUGCAUUUGGCUUCUUUUAAUUCAGUAGCAGCUGCUGGGUUACCAACACUACUGCAGAAGGAAUAGUUACUGGCAGUUGUGAUUGGUGUCCUCUCUAUUCCAUAGAUGCAUAUUGGCCUGUCUUACAAACUAUGGGAAACCCAGCAUGCCAAAUAGAAAAUAAGAUUUAACCUUAUUUUUUAAAAGCCUAUUUUUUAUUUUGCAUUUAUUUUAUUUGGGACAGGAGAACUCUGUGCUAAAACGGGGUGAGCUGGGGGAAGUGUCCCCACAGUGCUGUGGCACUUUUGUGCACUUUGAUGGACAUCCAGAGGUGGAUCAGUUUUAGCACUUGUGAGUGAAUAAUGCUGGCCCUUUUUCCGAAGUCAAGGCAGUGGGGAAAUUAGGAAAGGAAAUGAGCAGUAGAUUGUAUUUACCUGGCAACUAUUAAAAGGUAACAUUUUAAUAGUUAUCCUUUGAAGAUUUUGUUAAUUUUUGUUAAGCUUUGCUUCCCCUUACCCCAUUCUGCCCCCUCCAGUGUUUUAUUGCAAGUGUGUAAAGUAUUUAUUUUGAUAGAAUAUACCUCCCUAAUAAAAAAACUUUCUAAACAUA